Messenger RNA from Colletotrichum acutatum, 1569 nucleotides. RefSeq names its product cell wall glycosyl hydrolase YteR. Gene Ontology annotation, biological process: carbohydrate metabolic process. The coding region runs from base 328 to 1569 and encodes 413 amino acids. The transcript is spliced from 2 exons. NCBI's taxonomy places the organism in Eukaryota, Fungi, Ascomycota, Sordariomycetes, Glomerellales, Glomerellaceae. The record is from RefSeq and is a predicted model, not a curated record.
CAAGCUCUUACUAUAUGCUCAUAUGAACGCAUCGGAUAAGCAAGGCUGCAGAUGGAAUGGAACCAAAACGACUCAGUCAAAUUGGCCAGCUCUUGGCCGAUCUUGGACGGAGUCACAAUGAGGGGAACCUUGAAGAUGGCAGAACUUCACGAGAUCUCUUGAGCCGGGCGGUGCUCCCAUUGAGAGGCAGGCUCUGAUAUAAAUAGUCAACCUUGGGAGAUGCCAUGAUGGAAUACUACGCUCGUCGGCUUGAUCUUCGUCCUUCAAGCUGUUGACACGUUGAAAACAUCAAACAUCUAGCUGGGCAGCAUUCAAUAUUUAGUCGAGAUGAAGAUCACCACACUCGCAGCCACCGCGCUCGCCGGCGCCACCCUCUCAUCCGCAGCAAUCUCCCUCCCCAACGGCUGGUUCGCCAUCGCGCCCGACGAGAAGCUGAAAUCCGGCAAACUCGACGGCGAGCCCCGGUACCUUACAUGGAUGGCCGACUCCCAGAUCAAGCACGGCGUAGAGCCGACCUACGCUUAUACAAUCUCAGCCUUCUACUCGGGCGUCCUGCGCGCCUUUGAGAGGACCGGCGACAAGCGGUACUACAACUACGUCAAGCAUGCCACAGAUAUCCUCCUCUACCCUUCCCAAGACGGCGAGAUCCUCCUCUACAACAACAGCAACUCCAUCGACGACAUCCGCUUCGGCCACACCUUUCUCGACAUCUACAACGCCACCGGCGAUGAAAUCUACAAGACCGCCGCGCAGACCCUCCGUCACCAGAUCGAUCGCACAGGCCGCUCCCCGGACGGCGGCUUCUACCAUCGCUACCCCGUCUACAUUGACCAGAUGUGGCUCGACGGCAUCUACAUGCUCGACGUCUUCUACGCUCGCUGGAUCGCCGAGUUCGAACCGGAUAACACCACCGCGUGGGACGAUAUCGCGCUGCAGUUCGAUCUCGUCACCGCGGGUACGAUCCUCGGGAACGCGACAAACGGCUUGCCGCUUCACGGCUUCGACUGGAGUAAGAAGGCCAUCUGGGCUGACCCGGAGACGGGCGCCUCGCCUAAUGUAUGGGGCCGCGCUGUUGGGUGGUACGUCAUGGCGCUCGUCGACACUCUUGAGCUCUUCCCCCUGAACCAUCCGGCUCGCGAGCGUCUGAUUGGGUAUCUGCAGCACGUCUCGGACGCCGUUGUUGCUGCACAGGAUGAGAAGACAAAGGGAUGGUGGCUCGUCAUGACGCCAGGUACCGAGGGCCAGUGGGGCAACUACAUUGAAAGUUCGGGGUCCGCCAUGUUUGUGUACGGCUUGCUCAAGAGUCUUCGUCUGGGCUACAUCGAAGGCGAGACUUAUCUUAAGUCUGCGCUUAGCGGAUACAAGUUGAUGACGGACACGUUCUCCGACACGCGCAAAAGUGAUAAUGCUCUCGUCUGGGGGUGGACUGUGCAGACUGGCAGCUUGAGCUCCAACGGCACGUUUGAGUACUAUGCUAGCAUGCCCCUGUUUGAGAACGAUCUGAAGGGUGUUGCUCCCUUCCUCUUUUCCAGUUAUGAGUACGAGUUGUACCUAGAACAGAAGAAGUAA